Cyprinus carpio (common carp) is the source of this 5749-nucleotide messenger RNA. Its product is annotated as semaphorin-5B-like. Bases 227 to 3559 code for a protein of 1110 amino acids. Lineage: Eukaryota; Metazoa; Chordata; Actinopteri; Cypriniformes; Cyprinidae. The transcript is spliced from 22 exons. Gene Ontology annotation, molecular function: chemorepellent activity; semaphorin receptor binding. Gene Ontology annotation, biological process: positive regulation of cell migration; axon guidance; semaphorin-plexin signaling pathway. The record is from RefSeq and is a predicted model, not a curated record.
UCGUCCCGGUCUGAGGCGGUGCUGUCGAGAGCACAGAUGCCUUCACAGAGAGUCUUCUGAACACUUCAUCCCCUGAAAUCACCGCUGGAUCCACCUGACUGCAGAGGAUUGCAUUAAACAGAUCUGAAGUCUAUCGGAUGCGCUCCUCUGGAAUGAGCUCUUGCUGACACCUUCCUCCUGGACUCUCUCACUGUUUACAAGUACGGGAGUCGUUGUUGCAGUAACCAUGACAGCAUUGCUGUUCCGGGUCGGACCGCUGUCCUACGCUGGACUUGUCAUCUUCCGCCUCCUCUCUCUGCCUCUCGUCUCGUCACAGACGCCAUCACUCCCAGCGACCUCUGACCCGGAGUCUGCGCCCUCUCUGUCUGGAGAGUGCCUGAGAAAAAUGCACCCUGUUACCUCCUACACAGCUUUGAGCCCGUGGCUUUCCUCUUUCUCUCUACCUGGAGUGACUGACUACUCACCGCUCACACUCGACCUCACCAGGAAUCAGCUGAUAGUGGGAGCCAGGAAUCAUCUCUUCCGGUUGAGUUUGAGCAACAUCUCUCUCCUGCAGGCCACAGAAUGGGGGGUAGACGAGAGCACCAGGAGGUCCUGCCAGAGCAAAGGAAAGACAGAGGAUGUGUGUCAGAACUAUGUUCGCGUCCUCCUGUUGAACGGCAGUCGUCUGUUCACCUGCGGCACUAAUGCUUUCCUGCCCAUCUGUACCACUCGCCCUGUUACUGACAUCUCCAGCGUCCUGGAGUCCAUCAGCGGUGUGGCCCGCUGUCCCUACGACCCUCGACACAACUCUACAGCCAUGAUAACUGAGAGUGGAGAAGUCUACGCAGCUACAGUGACUGAUUUCUCCAGCCGCGACCCCAUUAUUUACCGCAGUCUGGGGAACAUGCCGCCCCUGAGGACCGCACAGUACAACUCCAAAUGGCUCAGUGAACCUCAGUUUGUCUCUGCAUACGAGGCGGGCCGCUUCACGUACCUCUUUCUGAGAGAGAACGCAGUAGAACAGGACUGUGGGAAGAUGGUCUUCUCUCGUGUGGCGCGCAUGUGUCAGAAUGACAUUGGUGGUCGUUUCCUGCUGGAAGACACAUGGACCACCUUCAUGAAGGCUCGACUCAACUGUUCCCGCUCUGGAGAUGUUCCCUUCUACUACCACGAGCUGCAGAGCACCUUCUACCUUCCUGAGCAAGAUCUCAUCUAUGGAGUCUUCACCACCAAUGUGAACAGCAUUGCUGCAUCAGCGGUGUGUGCGUUUAACCUCAGUGCCAUCACGCAGGCCUUUAACGGACCCUUUCGCUAUCAGGAGAACCCUCGGACCAGCUGGCUUUCCACUCCCAACCCCAUCCCAAAUUUUCAGUGCGGGACAGUGAAUGAUUCGGGUCCGGGCGGUAAUCUAACAGAACGCAGUCUCCAAGACGCCCAGCGGCUCUUCCUCAUGAGCGAGGUGGUUCAGCCAAUCUCCACGGAUCCUCUGGUCACGCAAGACAACAUCCGUUUCUCCAGACUGGCUGUGGACAUUGUUCAGGGGAGAGACAGGCUCUACCACAUCAUGUACAUCGGCACAGAGUACGGCACCAUCAUCAAAGCCUUAUCCACAAGUAAUAAGAGUCUGCGUGGAUGCUACUUGGAGGAGAUGAACAUUCUCCCAGAAAACAUGCAGGAGCCAAUCCUGAACCUGCAGAUUCUGCACAGCGAUAGGUCGCUUUUUGUGGGACUUCCCAGCAGAGUGCUGAAGAUCCCUCUGGAGAGAUGCUCCAACUACAAAACCGAACAGGACUGUCUGGGUGCCAGGGAUCCGUACUGCGGCUGGGACCAGAAACAGAAGAGCUGUACGACGAUUGAGGACAGUUCCAACAUGAGCCAGUGGAGUCAAGAGAUCACAAAGUGCCCUGAGCGUAACCUCACCCAGGAUGGUGGAUUUGGCCAGUGGUCACCAUGGCAGGCUUGUAACCAUGACGACGGAGGUGAAGGCACCAGCACAUGUCAGUGUCGCACUCGGGCCUGUGAUAACCCUCGACCCCAGUGUGGAGGGAUGGAGUGUGUCGGGGCCAACAUCGAGGUGGCCAACUGCUCCAGGAACGGAGGCUGGACUCCCUGGUCGUCCUGGGCCGAGUGCAGCACCAGCUGUGGCAUUGGGUUUGAGGUCCGUCAGCGGUCCUGUAACAACCCAGCACCCCGACACGGAGGACGUGUAUGUGUGGGGCAGGCACGAGAGGAGAGAUUGUGUAACGAAAACAGUCCAUGUCCUGUUCCGGUGUCCUGGGUCUCCUGGAGCUCUUGGUCCAAAUGUAGUGUUGCCUGCGGUGGUGGACUCCAGUCCCGCGUUCGAACCUGCGAGAAUGGAAACACAUGUCCUGGUUGCCCUCUGGAGUAUAAGGCGUGUAACCUGGACUCGUGUGCCGAAGUGAGGCGGACCACACCAUGGACACCCUGGUACCCUGUUAAUGUGACUCAGAUGGGGGCGAGAAAGGAGCAGCGGGUCAGGUACACCUGCAGGGCUCUCCUCGCUGACCCUCACGACCUGCAGCUCGGCAAACGCAAGAUAGAGACUCGCCUCUGUCCCACCAGUGACGGAGCUGCUGCCUGCGAGACUGACGGUCUAGUUGAGGAUCUGUUGAGAAUGGGUCGACCUGUGACACGAGUGCAAGGAGCCGCCUGGUCGUCAUGGGAAACGUGGUCCUCAUGUUCCAAAGAGUGCUCCAAAGGCUUCCGCACACGCAAGCGCUCCUGCGCCACACCGGAUGGCAAGAGCACGCCGUUCGCCUGCAGCGGAGCGCCGGUCGAGCAUCACUACAACAACAAUCAGCCCCCACCACUUAUAAUACUUCUUAUCAUCCAAAGAAAGCGUGCUCGAUCAUGCUGGUCUUCCUGGUCUCAGUGUUCUACUUCCUGUGGUGGUGGUCACUACCAGCGCUCCCGUACCUGCUCUAACCCUUCCCCUGCUCAUUCUGGAGACAUCUGCAUCGGCCUGCACACAGAGGAAGCGCUCUGUAACACACACGAGUGUGAGGGUGGGUGGGGGGCGUGGUCAGAGUGGGCGGAGUGUAACGAGGAGGGGCUGCAGCUCAGGACUCGUACAUGUGAAGUAAGCUCCGCCUCUUGCCAAGGAAACUCCACAGAUCAGAGACUGUGUCCAUCCAGUGACAGCGCAAUGCUGUCAAAGGGACAGAAGAGGAGCACAAACUGUGAAGGGUUUUCUCUGUUCCAGUUGGUGCUGACUGGAGCGUGCUGUUUUCUGGGAGCCGUUUUGUUGUCUGUCCUGGUCUAUGUGUACUGCCAGAGACUCCGCAAACCCCCUCAAGAAUCCGCAGUUAUCCAUCCCAGCACCCCCAACCACCUACACUAUAAAGAGAACAGCUGUGCACCCAAGAACGACUUAUACACACCCAUGGAGUUCAAGACUCUGAAUAAGAACAACCUGCUUCCACCAGACGAAAGCUGCAACUUCUUCCCAUCAGCGUUACCUCAGACCAACGUCUACGCCACCACAUAUUACCCGUCUCCUCUGGGCAAAUACGACUUCCCUUCCAUGGAUUCACCCUGCAGCUACAUGCACAGCUGAUGCACGGACACACAUCUCAUGCUUGCUUAGGGCUGUGUGACCACGGUUACGCACCCUCAUCCCUCCAUGCAGAUGCAUUGGAAAAUGCAUGGAUCCACAGGAAGGCUGAGCGCAUAAUCUGCAUCUCAAACGGUGCAGGAAAAUGCAAAGGAGUGAUGUUCGGAUAAGACGGCCCCAUGUAGUUUUCUUGUAGCAUUUCCUUUCCUAAAUGUCAUCUUGAACUGGAAGUCACGGGUUAAGCUGAUCACAUGCUUCGUAAUACCUACAGACUGACACUCACAAAGCAUGCACUCUUCUUACAAUGCAAAGGAGCAAGAGGAAUUCUGGGAUCAAGCUCAAAACUGAAUUGUGACGUACUACUUUAUGUGCUGGCGUCUUUGUGUUGUUUUUCACAAUCGCAGAACCUCGCUCUGAGUCGAUAAUGCAUGAAGGCUUCCAGACAGCUGUGACGUCUCACAGUAAGCCUGAACAUCUGUUUCCCUUAUUUGAUCCUGGUUUACUUCUUUUUCUGCUCCAGAUCUUCAAGAACUCCAAAGAUGUGAUACAUGGGAUCAGGAUUAGCGCUAAUGCGACUGGUUAACAUCAGUGAUGUAUGGAUGAACUCAUAAAAGAGACUGUUCUCUUCAGUGUCCAAUAACAGACCUGAGCUCGUGGAUAUAUGGCCGUCCACACACUGUUACACAUAUGGCUGUGGAUUUGUCUGUCAGACACUUUUAAAGGGAAAGUUCACCAAAUAUGACAGUUCUGUCAUCUUUUACUCACCCUUAUGUCAUUACAUACAUUUAUGGCUUUCUUUCCAAAGGCAAAACACCACAUGAAUGUUAUUAUUGUUAUAAAUUUCAACAUAUUUCCCCAGUUGAUUAAUACAGUACAUUAAGAUAGCUGUUUUGUAUAGCAAGCUUUCUGAAAUGUUGUUUUAAUAUGCAAACAAGGCAUUAUCUAAUUAAAUAUGCACUCAUUUGCAUACACGCCAAGUACAGGAAUCUGAACGUUGGAUUAUUUUGUUGACCUAUUAGAGAUUUCGGAGAUCUUUAUCAAAAAAUUCACCAGAUUUUUAGGAAUAAAAUGUUAUAUAAAUCAGAUGAAUGCUAUAUGAACAAACCAAACCAAAUGUGUAAAAACCUUCAGGAUGCAGAUGGAAAUAAAACUAAAGUUUAAUCUAAGUUGAGAGGUCAGUCUUUAAAGAUGUGUAUUGCAAAAUAUACAGACAUAAGUUGAUCAAAUGUAAUAUAAAAAACACUUAAAUAUUUAUUUUGGAUGUUUUCUUUCCAUUAGUCUGAAAGAAGACAAGUUAUGGAAACAGAAUAGCCCAAAUUUACAUUUACCAGUGCAUGAAAACAAACAAAAAAACAAUAGUUUUCUGAGAAACCGACUGAAAUUUAAGUGACUUGUUUAAAGCUUUCAAAAUUCAAAUUCACAUUCAGUCAAAGUUGGUGCAUUGAGAUUGUGUAAAAGAGUGUCUCACACAUUCUGUUAAACUCUUUUUCACAAGUAAUGAAAUGAUAUGAAGAUGAGUAAAUAAUGACAAAUAUAUAGAUCUUGAUCAAUGAAUCAUUUUCAAAUUGUGACUGAAAGAUGGCAGUAUGAAAUGACUCGGUGUGAGUUGUAUUGAAUCUAAAGGGAUGUACAUUUGUAAGUUUGUGUGUAUAUUUGUAGCUGGCAUUAUAUAUUUAUACACAAAAUCAGAAUUUUUUUUUUUUUUUUUUUUUUUGAUGGAAUCAGGCAUUUUUUUCUCACUAUAACUCCACAGUGAACAUGACAAUGAAAGCAGUAUCAUUUCUUCAGAACCCUAAGAGUGCUCAGAUUUGUUUGUUUUUUUUCUGUCUGGCAUCAUGUGUUUUCUGUCUGGCAUUACUUGUUUAAUGACAUUAUGUUUGAUGAAAUAUCUGAUGUUAAUUCUUUCCAGUGAGCCCAAUGCAAGAUGCAGACAGUCUGGUUGGGUGUUGAAUGUGGCAUUGGAAGCUGGAGCUGGACGCUUGCCGAUGACGCUUUUUUACGCUGAUGUUGCAUGGAUGCUGCAUCACCUGAAUGCAGACAGUUUUCUAUGCAAUAAAAAAAGAAAAGGAUUUUCCAACACACGAUCACUGCCUUUAUACACUGUGAACUUUUUGCUAUGUUUUUAUAUGUUGUACAUUGUUAAAAUAAAUAAAUAAAUAAAUAUCCAGCUGGGUGUCAAAACACCACAAUUUA